Messenger RNA from Dreissena polymorpha, 3339 nucleotides. RefSeq lists its product as uncharacterized. The transcript has 3 exons. NCBI's taxonomy places the organism in Eukaryota, Metazoa, Mollusca, Bivalvia, Myida, Dreissenidae. Bases 1 to 3339 code for a protein of 1112 amino acids. The record is from RefSeq and is a predicted model, not a curated record.
AUGAGUGGCUAUCCAGAGACUGAGCCAAGCAGCCGAACGGGCAUCAAGCUGGCUGUGGCUGAGGCGCGAGGAGAAGAGCUGGAGGCAAUCAACCAACACACAGUGACUGAUCACCACUGUGGGCCCACCGCUAUCAGAAUGUUCAUGGAAAGUCUACCGAGAGGGGGGGAGGAUGAAAGACUCACAUGGACGGAUUUUAUGGAAUCGACACGGCCUGCCCAACCGACUACGAAUAGAGAUGGAUCGGUCACUUGUAAUUGCGGAAAGGUGUGCAAGAACCAACGCGGUCUACGCAUUCACCAAGGGAAGUCUGAUUGUCAACGUGUGAGAUCACAAGGACAGCGCAUAGCCAGUUUGGCUAGUGAGACGCAGGAGUACUCCAGUCUGGAUUCAUCCCACAGUACUGAAGAACUCUAUGUUCAGGAGACCUCACAGGAUGUCUUUCGAAAUUCUGAGGAGGAUGAUGACCCCCUUUUAGAGCUCUUACAGACUCAAAACAGCCUUGAAGCAAGCGAGGCGACUGAUCCGGAUAGACCACAGCAAGACACUGCCACUAGAACCAGGAAACCAAGGAUUAAGUGGCCCAAGGCUUCAGACAAGACAUCAUGGACCCAACUGGACGAGGACCUAGAGAAAAUCCUCGAAGCAUCCAUGCAAGGACCAGUAGACCGGAAGCUGACCACCCUCACAACCUUGAUAUAUUCUGUAGGAAAGGAGAGGUUUGGACUAGAAGAGGAGAGAGUGCGGAAGGAACCUCCAAGACCAAACAGGCGGCAAGUUCGUAUCCAGAACUUGAGACGUGAACUCAAGCAGCUGAGACGAAGGUACUGUGCUAGUUCACCAACAGAGAGGAUUGGACUUGCACAGCUUAGAGAUACAGUUCGGACACAGCUGACAUCAGUACGGAAAGCAGAAAACAGCAGAAGAAAGACACGGGAACGGGCAAAGAAUAGGGCAGCUUUCACAGCCAACCCAUACAAGUUCGCAAGAUCCCUCCUCGACAAAGAAAGGUCAGGAAAGUUGGAAACUCCACUAGAGGAAAUAGAGAACUUCCUUCAUGUUACCCAUUCUGACCCCAAUCGAGAGGACGUGCUAGGGGACUGUGACAGAAUAGAUCCAGCGGAGGAACCCGAAAAACAGCUGAAUGCGACGGAACCUACGCUUGGCGAGGUGAAAGAAGCUGUAAAAAAGGCCAGAGCUGCUUCGGCGCCAGGACCCAAUGCCAUCCCGUAUAAAGUGUACAAGAUGUGCCCACUACUUCUCAAGCGUUUAUGGAGGCUCCUCAAAGUAGUCUGGAGGAAGGGGGAUGUACCAGAGGCUUGGAAGGAGGCCGAGGGGAUAUUCACACCGAAGGAACGCAAUUCCAAGACGGUCAACCAGUUCCGAACGAUCUCGCUGCUCAACGUCGAGGGAAAAAUAUUCUUUGCCAUCCUUGCAAGAAGACUCACAUCUUUCCUGACAGGCAACGCAUACAUCAACACCUCGGUCCAGAAGGGAGGAGUUCCCGGUUUCUCCGGCUGCAUAGAGCACACCAGUGCUAUCACACAGCUAAUAAGUGAGGCGAAGAAAGGGAGGAAGGAUCUCACUGUAGUUUGGCUCGACUUGGCCAACGCAUACGGGUCAAUUCCACACCAGCCCAUCUAUACAGCCCUCCGACACUACCAUGUGGACGGCCACAUUCAGAAAAUCAUCACCAGUUACCUGGAUGGAAUCAAGCUCCGGUUUACUGUUGGUGACCAGCUAACCAGAUGGCAGAAGUUGGAGAAGGGAAUCGUUACCGGCUGCACAGUUUCCGUGGUGCUCUUCAUCAUGGGGAUAAACCUGCUGAUAAAUGCUGCCCAACGUGAGACACGUGGACCAAAGACAGAGUCAGGAAUCUAUCUCCCAUCUAGCAGAGGCUUCAUGGAUGACCUCACAUUGACGACAACAACACACGUCCAAGCUAGAUGGAUGGUGACAGCCCUGACGGAUGUCGCUUCAUGGGGAAGAAUGAAGUUCAAAGCAGCAAAAUCCAGAUCUCUUGUCAUAAAGAAAGGACAGACAACAGAGAGGUUCAAACUCUACGUACAGAACGAAGAGAUUCCUUCCAUAGUUACGAGUCCAAUAAAAUGCCUGGGCAAGUGGUUUGAUGCAAGCCUACAAGAUCGCGACAAUGUCAAGAACUUAAAGCAACAGGUAGAGGAGGGUCUCAAGAAGAUAGACCGCUGCGGACUACCCGGCAAGUUCAAAGCCUGGCUUUACCAGCAUGCACUGCUCCCAAGACUAAUCUGGCCGUUGAUGCUUUACGAGGUACCCAGCACAACAGUGGAAGCCCUGGAGAGAAUCACUAGUCGACACCUCAGGAAGUGGCUAGGAGUUCCACCCAGCUUUACCAGUAUUGGACUCUAUGGGAAGAGCAACAAGUUACAGCUCCCGCUAUCUUCACUGGUAGAAGAGUUCAAGACAGCAAAAGCAAGACUUGUGUUGACCUUAAGGGACUCUCCGGACGAGUUCAUCCGUGAGGCAGGGAUCCAAACCCGAACGAGCAGGAAAUGGUCAGCGACAGAGUCUGUGAGCAAGGCAGAGAACACGCUCAAGCACAAAGACAUUAUCGGAGUGACUGCAGUUGGACGUGAAGGAAUUGGUGCGAGAAAGGUGGUACUGUGGAGCCGAUCAGACCAGAAAGAGAUGCGAGCGAUGAUUCAGUCUGAGGUCAGGAGGGCGGAAGAAAAUGCCAGACAAGCAAGGGCUGUGGGGAUGGGAGCGCAGGGAGCAUGGACCACGUGGAAUACCGCAGACAGGAAGUUGACCUGGGGAGACAUCUGGAAGUAUGAGCCUUUUCGGUUUUCCUUUCUCCUCAGAGAGUUGGCUGACUGGCUAGAGAAGGAAAGGAAGAAGGAACAUGGUAAUCACCCCCGCCAUGGGCACAUCGCUUUUGUCAAAUCGGGUGAGACCGUGAAGACACAGAAACCAACAAAAGCAUCAAUUCUUGAUGGCUCUAGAGACUGGAAGAUGGAAGUUGACCUUGAUAGAAGGCUUGUUUUCCCAAACGUGGUUCAGACGACCCUACGACCAGAUAUUGUACUGUGGUCAGAGACAGGAAAGAAGCUCGUAACCAUAGAGCUGACAGUACCAUGGGAGGCAAGAUGUGAAGAGGCCUACGAGCGGAAGAAGGCCAAGUACACAGAACUGAUGGAUCUGUGCAAGCAACAAGGCUGGCGAACUUGGCUAUUUCCCGUGGAAGUUGGCGUUAGAGGAUUCUGUUCCCGGUCCGUGCACAUACUGAUGACAGCAUUAGGAACAACUGGCAGGGAGAGACGAGCCAAGCAGCCGAACGGGCAUCAAGCUGGCUGUGGCUGA